This is a messenger RNA of Apis laboriosa (Himalayan honeybee), 1216 nucleotides long. It is a transcript of the gene Arf102F, whose product is annotated as ADP-ribosylation factor 2. The transcript has a single exon. Gene Ontology annotation, cellular component: plasma membrane; cytoplasm. Bases 206 to 748 code for a protein of 180 amino acids. The record is from RefSeq and is a predicted model, not a curated record. Gene Ontology annotation, biological process: intracellular protein transport; vesicle-mediated transport. Lineage: Eukaryota; Metazoa; Arthropoda; Insecta; Hymenoptera; Apidae. Gene Ontology annotation, molecular function: GTPase activity; GTP binding.
GUUUCCUUGAGGUGACGUUUGCUAUUAUUGUCUGUAAGGUGUGUUAACGGCAUUAUAAACGUCGUCAUAUUUCUAAAAUUUUAAAUACUGUUUUUUUUCAUGCGAAAUAUCAUUAUCGAAAUAAAUAAAACAAUACGUAGCAUCAAUUUUACCAAGCAAAAGAAUAUUAAUUUAAGUAUUUUGAAUCAGAGUCUUCUUAAACAAAAUGGGCCUAACAAUUAGUAGCCUACUUACUCGGCUUUUUGGUAAAAAGCAAAUGAGAAUAUUAAUGGUGGGUCUGGAUGCUGCUGGAAAAACUACUAUAUUAUAUAAACUAAAACUUGGUGAAAUUGUCACAACAAUACCUACAAUUGGUUUCAAUGUUGAAACUGUUGAAUACAGGAAUAUAUGUUUUACGGUAUGGGAUGUUGGUGGUCAAGAUAAAAUCAGACCACUUUGGAGACAUUAUUUCCAAAAUACACAAGGUCUCAUCUAUGUUGUUGAUAGUAAUGAUCGGGAACGUAUUGGAGAGGCAGAACGUGAAUUAGCAAACAUGUUAAAAGAAGAUGAAUUAAGGGAUGCAGUUCUUUUAGUUUUUGCUAAUAAACAAGACUUACCAAAUGCCAUGUCUGCAGCAGAACUUACAGAUAAAUUAGGAUUGAAUUCUUUACGUGGACGUCAUUGGUAUAUUCAAAGUACUUGUGCUACUCAAGGACAUGGACUCUAUGAAGGACUUGAUUGGUUGAGUAAUGAACUAGCUAAAAAGUGAUAAAAAUACUGUAUCCAUAAUCUUCAUGAACAAUUUAUUCAUUGAGCAUGGACGUAGAAGACAUGUUGCAAUUUCCAUUUUGUCAGAUUACGCACUAUGUGUACGAUUUAAUACCACUGUGAUUGUAAUUUUUAAGAGGAAAACUACUUGAAAUAAUAGAAAUAUAACUUGACUGUCUCAGUGUUAAAAAUUGACUGAGUCAGUGUUGAAUGCUAAAGCAAGUUUUAUUUUCAAAAUGAAAUUUUAUUUUAAAAAAAAGCUGUAAAAUAGAUGAGUGCAUAAAUUUAUCAGUUAUAUAUCUGUUUGCUAAUCAAUAGAAGAUAUUGUGAGUUUAUUUAAAAAGUGUAUCCUGAAUUUAUAAUAAAUAUAAAAUAUUUCUACAUUAAUUUUAAUAUACAUAUUUUUAUUUGAAAAGAAUAUAUAUUAUUUGUUUAAUAAAUUAUCAUUAUUUCUUCACUAUAAAAAAAA